This is a messenger RNA of Brassica oleracea var. oleracea, 3586 nucleotides long. RefSeq names its product kinesin-like protein KIN12B. Gene Ontology annotation, biological process: microtubule-based movement. The transcript is spliced from 16 exons. The record is from RefSeq and is a predicted model, not a curated record. Lineage: Eukaryota; Viridiplantae; Streptophyta; Magnoliopsida; Brassicales; Brassicaceae. Gene Ontology annotation, molecular function: microtubule motor activity; ATP binding; microtubule binding. The coding region runs from base 101 to 3331 and encodes 1076 amino acids.
UCCCUCUGCUUCAAAUUUGAAUCUCUCCCGUCUCUCUCGGCUCUCUCUCUCUAAUCCGUUUCUCCUUCUCUCUCGAUCCUGUAUAGUCUUGGGCAGCCAAAUGGCGGAUUCAAGAUGGAGCUUCCUUCCCAAAUCCGUAUCCGCACACUUGAACCCUAGAUCCGACAUCGAGAACGCACCUCCGAACAUCCCUGACCCGAGAACUAAAUCAAUUUCAAAAUCACCGGCUCCCAGGAGUCAGAUCGACCGGCGAGGCCAAGUGUCAGCGACUCGGCGAACGGCGUUGAAAUCUCGCAGUGAAGUGGAGGAAGCUUCGAAUCAUCCACAUGUGAAGGUUGUGGUGAGGAUUAGACCUACGAAAGAGUAUUGCUGGACCGUUAAAAAGCUUUCCGAUGAUUCUUAUUCCGUUAGGGAUCGCAAGUUUACUUUCGACUCUGUUCUCGACUCCAUUCAUAAUCAGGAGGAUGUGUUUCAGCAAAUAGGUGUUCCUUUGGUGAGGGAUGCAUUAUCAGGUUACAACACUAGUGUCCUAUCAUAUGGACAGAAUGGAAGCGGGAAGACAUACACAAUGUGGGGUCCAGCAGGUUCAAUGCUGGAAGAUCCUUCUCCUAAAGGCGAGCAAGGACUCGCGCCUCGUAUCUUUCAGAUGUUGUUUACUGAAAUCGAGAGAGAGAAGAUGAACUCCGAUGUAAACUAUCAGUGCCGUUGUUCUUUUCUUGAGAUAUACAAUGGACAAAUCAGUGAUUUGAUCGAUCAAACCCAAAGAAACCUUAAGAUAAAGAAUGACGCAAAGAAUGGUACUUAUGUUGAAAACUUGACUGCGGAAUAUGUGGAUAGCUACGAGGAUGUUGCUCAAAUACUGAUGAAGGGCCUGUCAAGCAGAAAAGUUGGAGCCACUAGCACAAGUUUUCAAAGUUCUAGAUCACAUGUCAUACUUUCUUUCAUUAUCGAGUCCUGGAGCAAGGGAGCUUCAACAAGGUGUUUCAAUACCACCAGAACAAGCAGGAUCAACCUUGUUGAUCUUGCUGGAGUGGGAACAAAUGUACGUGAUGCUACUAAACACUGUGUGGAGGAAGAGAAAUUCUUAAAGAAGUCCCUAUCCGAGCUCGGACAUGUUGUGGAUGCUCUAGCUAAAAACGACCACCCUGGAAUAUCUGACCGCAGUCUUCAUAAAACCUCUUGCUUGACGCAUUUAUUGCAAGAAUCGCUUGGUGGCAAUUCAAAACUCACUAUCCUGUGCAACAUUUUUCCAAGCGACAAAAACACAAAAAGAACAAUGAGCACCCUUCGAUUUGGUGAACGAGCUAAAUCUAUGGGAAACAAACCACUGAUAAAUGAGAUCUCAGAAGAAGAUGUGAAUGAUUUGAGUGAUCAGAUUCGUCUUCUAAAGGAAGAACUUAUAAGAGCCAAAGCUGAUUGUCACUCUGUUGGGAGUAAAGAUAAUCAUCUUGGAGGAAAGAGUGCACGCGAAAAUUUGAAUCAACUAAGAGUUAGUCUUAACCGGUCUCUAAUGCUGCCAAAAAUUGAUUUUGACGAAGAAGACAUAACGGUUGAUGAGGAUGAUGUAAAGGAACUCCAUCAGCAAAUCAAGUCCUUCCGUGGUUCAUUCAGUGAGAAACAAAAGAAGCUCCCUGUCUACAGAGAGUCAGUCAGCUCUUCCUUUGUUACAGCAUUCGGUGAAUCAGAGCUAAUGGAUGAUGAUGAGAUUUUUUCAGAAGAAGUAGAAGCUGAAGAGAAAGAUUUGGAUGAAUCUUUCAAAGAAUGUGACGUCGACAGUGCUGCAACAAUCACCAAAUCAACCGAGAAAUCCAGGAUAAAGGAAUUUGCAUCGGCAAACAACAUGUCAAUAAAUCCUUGCCGUCAAUCUUUAAUCUUGCAAGAACCAAUCCAGUCAGAGUCUCCUAAAAUCAGAAACUCUUUAAGGAAGAGCAUAGCUCUUUCUUCCUCAUGUCUCAGGAAUCAGAAUAGCCUGGCACAGAGCAUAAAGUCCUCGUGUCUUGCGGAGAGCCAUAUCAGGGCAUCUUUACGUGGAAGCAAGAUAUUCACAGGUUCUACAGAAUCUCUAGCUGCAAGUCUGCGGAGAGGCUUGGAUGUUAUUGAAAAUCCUGCAUCAAACCGAUGCUCGGUUUCCUUGUCUUCUGAUAACUUGACCAUGCAACAUUCCAAGGAGAUACUGCAGGAUGAUGAUCAACUACCUCGUUCACCACUCUGUCCUUCCUGCAGACAGAAAUCUGAUACAUUAUUAAAUGUUGUUGAGGGAGAUGGACAUCAUCAAACGGAAGGGCUUACUGAGAAGCAGCAAGAGCUCGAAAAUCUGUGCACAGAGCAAGCAGCCAAGAUUGAGCGACUAACUCGCCUGGUGGAGCAACACAAACAUCAAACUGUGAAUGAAACAGAACAGCUUGUGGGAGCAAGUAACGGAGAACAGUUUUCUUCAGCAAACAAAAAUCAGCUUCUUAGCUCUAAUGAUGUUGUUGAGUCCAUAAAGACAAACUUUGAUAUUGGCGAGAAGGAGGCAUUACUCAAAGAAAUUGAAGAUCUGAAAACCAAAUUGCAGAAACCUGUGACCAUGUCCACCAACGAACUGAGAUCAUCUUUGUUGGCCCGUUCGUUUCAACUAUGCAACAAGAAUUCUGAGGAAGAUAUCGAGGAAGAACGACUUAGGUGCACAGAAAUGGAGAGCGAGUGGAUAUCAUUGACAGACGAACUCAGAGUUGAGAUUGAAACACAACGCUCACGCGCAGAUAAAGCUGAAGGACAGCUUAAACAAGAGAAACUAUCUACUGAGGAGUUAGAGGAUGCACUUCGAAGAGCUGUUCUUGGUCAUGCCAGGUUUGUUGAGCACUACACAGAGCUACAAGAGAAGUACAACGACUUAGGAUCAAGGUAUAAAGCAACGGGAGAAUGGAUAACAGAGUUGAAGAAGGCAGUGGCAAAGGCUGGGAAAAAAGGUUGCGGUUCUCGUUUCGCUAAAUCACUUGCUACUGAGCUCUCAGCGCUUCGAGUAGAAAGAGAGAGAGAAAGGGAUUUUUUGAAGAAGGAGAACGUGAGCCUUAAGAUUCAACUGAGGGAUACUGCUGAAGCUGUUCAUACUGCUGGAGAAGUUCUUGUUAGGCUCAGAGAAGCCGAACAAUCAGCAUCAGCUGCUGAGGAAAAGUUUAAUGAGGUGGAAGAAGAAAACGAGAAGCUAAAGAAGAAAAUGGAAAAGCUGAAGAGGAGACACAAGUUAGAAAUGGCAACACUCAAACAGAGUCUAAAGCAAAACACACUGCCAGAAUCUGCAUUGCAGCCACUGCAUCAGAGGAACUUGGAGAUUGAAGAAGGUAUGUAGAAGAAACAUACCAAAGUGCAUAACUUGAAGACCUUUCUCGGAUCUGAUUGGUAUACACAUGAACUUCCUGUUUAUUUUUCCACUUGCUGCUAAUAAAAAAAGAAGCUAAUGUCUUAUUCCACAAGGCAUUUUGAUUAUCAGUAUUUUGGUUUCCCAUUGGAGUUUAUUUAUUAUUGGCUGCUUUUGAUUUGAAUAUUGUGUUUGUGGCGUGCAAACUGGUCUUCUUUGUAUAACUUUCAACUGGUAAUUUAUUUU